This is a messenger RNA of Heterocephalus glaber (naked mole-rat), 1518 nucleotides long. Its product is annotated as Histone H3.2. Lineage: Eukaryota; Metazoa; Chordata; Mammalia; Rodentia; Bathyergidae. The record is from RefSeq and is a predicted model, not a curated record. Gene Ontology annotation, cellular component: nucleosome. Gene Ontology annotation, molecular function: DNA binding; structural constituent of chromatin; protein heterodimerization activity.
GAAAUCCAAAAUAAGGCGAGUAGUUUUCGGAAGACGUCGCAGAAGAUGGUAGGUGUAGUGACCCUGGACAUCAUUUAAAUGCGGUCAUUGGGAAGUCGAGACAGUCUGGGGUUUUCAAAUCCUGAGCCGAAGUAAAAAUUUUCUCUAAGCGAAUGUUCGGAUGUCGUUUAAUUUAGCGCAGUCAUACAAAGUCCAGACUAGGAAAGGACAAUCUACAUGUUUGUGGGUUCAAAUUAUGGAUUCUUAAAGUGUGGUCUUACCAGCCCCACCACAUAUUUGCUAAAUCAGAACAUUUUAUAAGACAUUCAAGUGGUGCUUUGUGGAUAUUAGAGUUUGAGAAGCGUGCAAUUAGGUUUAGGAACGGAAUUCCUUGGGGGUCAUGCUAACAGAGUACCGGAUUAGAAAGUGAACUAACUCAUCCAAUCAGAGUCUUCAAUUAUCCGCCAAUCACUUCGCUGAAUUUCAACCAAUAGUUUUAGUGCGCGGGACUUUUGAAAACCGUCAAGACCAAUCAGAAUGUUCCUGAGUAUAUAUAAAGGCAAGCAGCUAAGGAACUCGUUCUGUUUUAGUUUGUCUUUUCCUGCUUGGGUAAUGGCCCGUACGAAGCAAACCGCCCGGAAGUCCACAGGUGGCAAGGCUCCACGCAAGCAGCUCGCUACCAAGGCUGCCCGCAAGAGCGCGCCGGCCACCGGCGGCGUGAAAAAGCCGCACCGCUACCGGCCCGGCACCGUGGCGCUGCGCGAGAUCCGCCGCUACCAGAAGUCUACCGAGCUGUUGAUUCGCAAGCUGCCGUUCCAGCGUCUGGUUCGCGAGAUCGCGCAGGACUUCAAGACUGACCUGCGCUUCCAGAGCUCGGCUGUCAUGGCGCUGCAGGAAGCCUGUGAGGCCUACCUGGUGGGGCUGUUCGAGGACACCAACCUGUGCGCCAUCCACGCCAAGCGGGUCACUAUCAUGCCCAAGGACAUCCAGCUCGCGCGCCGCAUUCGUGGAGAGAGGGCUGCUGAUCCUGUAGCACGGUUCUUCAGUGGAAGAAAAACAGCAUUCAGCUAUGGGAUGGCUCGGACCAAGCAAACUGCUCGCAAGUCCACAGGCGGCAAGGCCCCACGCAAGCAGCUAGCCACCAAGGCUGCCCGCAAGAGCGCGCCGGCCACUGGGGGCGUGAAGAAGCCGCACCGCUACCGGCCCGGCACUGUGGCGCUGCGUGAGAUCCGCCGCUACCAGAAGUCCACCGAGCUGUUGAUCCGCAAGCUGCCGUUCCAGCGCCUGGUUCGCGAGAUCGCGCAGGACUUCAAGACCGACCUGCGCUUCCAGAGCUCUGCCGUCAUGGCGCUGCAGGAGGCAUCCGAGGCGUACUUGGUGGGGUUGUUCGAGGAUACCAACCUGUGCGCCAUCCACGCCAAGCGGGUCACCAUCAUGCCCAAGGACAUCCAGCUGGCGCGUCGCAUCCGUGGUGAAAGGGCAUAAACUUGUAGUGUGUCUGAUAUCUGUAAACCCAAAGGCUCUUUUCAGAGCCACCUA